AACAAGUAUAAGUACCUAAAGUAAUAAGUACGGUACUUGAAUCUUUUUUGAACCUGCAGGUCUCAAAAAUUUCAACAACUUCAACCCCUUAUGAACAAUAACAAAGACAAAUCACAACAUGUCUCCCGAAGCUCUAGAGAAGCGAUUCUCCGAUUUACAAGACCGGCUUGCGCUCCUGCAAGAUGCGACUAACCAGCUCAAGGUCCUGAUCGACCGCCUGGCCAACUUUAAGUUCCAGCCCGGCUCCGUGCCCCUCGGCGCGAGCGACGACGACAACAACAACGUCAGCUCCGAACUCAGCUCCGAAAUCAACCAGAUACUACGCGAACAGGAGGAGGAACUUGAGUUAUUGCACGAGGAAAUAAUAGAUAUCCGCCCGGGGAAGUCAGGGGGUGGAUUACAACAUGACAAGGACAGGUUGAAGGAUGGCGCGACUCGUUUAGAGGAGGAACUGCAGAACUGUCGAAGGGCCUUUAGGAGAGCCCAGAUCUCGGCGAAGCGCAACCUACAACUAGCCCAGCGCCAAGAGCGCGAGCUUCUCUACGCCUCCUUUUCCAGCACCCCGUCCGGCGCCUCGUCUCCCUUACCUGCCGAGGCCGAUACCCUACCACCACUAGCACCAUCCAACCGAAGGAAACCGCGCGCUCGCGCCGAGAUGACCAAGGAGGAGCAGAUGCUCAGCGCGAGCAGCGACGUGACGGAGUCCAUGCGCCGGACGCACGACCUCAUGGCCGCCGAGCUGUCCAAGAGCGACUUCGCGCACAACGCCCUCAAGGAGUCGACGGCCGCGCUGUCGCAGCUGUCGGAGAACUACUCGAGCCUCGACACCAUGCUGUCCAAUUCGAGGGCGCUCCUCGGCACGCUGCUCAAGAGCCAGAAGACCGACACUUGGUAUCUGCAGUCGGCCUUUUACAUGUUGGUGGUUACCAUUGGGUGGUUGAUAUUCAGACGUCUGCUUUGGGGUCCGGCCUGGUGGCUCGUCUGGCUUCCCCUGAAGCUCAUCUUCAAGAGCGCGGCGGGCGUGUCUAAUGCCGUCAGCUGGCACGGUGCACAAGUAUCAAGUCCGGACCUCGACCCGUCAUCAGCAGCUACACAGUCCAGGUCGACGCAGGUACACAUGAAUAACGAAGGGAUCCCAACGGCGCAAGUCAGUUAUCAAUCAGAGGUGUCACGUGAGAGCUCGGAAGCUGUGAUGGGAGAAGUUGAUAGGAUCAUCAGUAACGGAACGGAGGAUGACACCCAGACAGACAAAAAUGUGGAGGAAGGGGAGGAGAAACAGGAGAAGGAGCAGGGACAGGAGCAGGAGCAGGAGCAGGAGCAGGAGCAGGAGCAGGAGCAGGAGCAGGAGCAGGAGCAGAAGGAGGAAACCGUAUUAAGGGAGCGCAACGACGAGGAACCCCCUAAUCCAAAGAAGCGCAUGAUGGAAGUAGAUAUAGAAAAAGGCACUAGCGCAAGCGCACCGCUCGAUAGAAGCGAUGAAAGACCCAAGGAUGAGCUGUAAGAUUUGUAGGUUUAGGAAAACAAAAAGAAAUGAAAAACCAACAACAACAUGGUAUAACCCGCCACUUGCAACGAUUCUUUAUCGCCCGCCCUGGUGCACACAUAUAUAUCAUUCCGUCUGUUUCGACAGGUAUUAAUCCGCGACUUUCCCGUCAAGUCCCUUUCAGGGCAGGGAAACUCUCCUAUAAAGUGUUGAGCCUAGACGCAUUUCCUUUGUCAUCCCGGACCGGGGGGUUGGAGGGGUCACGCCCGGCCCCGGUUUGUCCUUGGUUUUAAACGACUUGGGCGGGAUUGUAACGAGAAACAAUGACCCAAAAAAAAGG
Molecule: messenger RNA, 1823 nt
Organism: Daldinia caldariorum
Lineage: Eukaryota; Fungi; Ascomycota; Sordariomycetes; Xylariales; Hypoxylaceae
Product: Sec20-domain-containing protein
Exons: 2
Coding region: 119-1501 (460 amino acids)
Biological process (GO): retrograde vesicle-mediated transport, Golgi to endoplasmic reticulum
Cellular component (GO): endoplasmic reticulum; SNARE complex
Molecular function (GO): SNAP receptor activity
Source: RefSeq, a predicted model, not a curated record